GCCCCAGACUGCAUAGUAAUCGCCGACAUUCGACAAGGGGAGGGAGUGACAUCUGAUCAGGUUAGAGUUCAGUUGAGAACAUUUGUAGCUGCUUUUCGUGAGCAGAGUGUUUCACCAAAGCGAGGCUACAAGUGUACGAGCAAGCUGCUGAACAAGCUUCAAUUUUCAACAUCAAACAAUCCUGUUGAGGCAUAUGCUGCUUGGACUUGAUUCAAAGACGAUCGUUUCUCAGGAAGGAAAAUGACGUUAAGGAAAUUUAUUUUCCUCUUUGCGUCGGUCAUUGUGAAAGACUGUGCUGCUGGUGCAUUCUACCCUACCAGGCCAUACCUCAUGACAAGAACUUUCACAAUACCAGGGAACGAGGCUCACGUGUGUGAUGACGUGGCAGUGUCACGGCGGGGAUCCUGUCCAGAUGACUGGACUUUCAUCGCCGACAGCGAUGGUUCUCCCUGCUUGCAACUGAUGAACCUAGAGGUUAACUUUGACAACGCCAACGCCGUCUGCUCCAAACUGGGCGGCCACCUGCUUCACAUUCGCUCUGCAAAACGCCAACAAGCUGUCGAGAAAUUCCUGAGUUCUAACUCCGAUUCCGCCUUAUGGAUUGGUCUUAAAAUGAAUUCAAGUAACCGCUUUAACUGGGUGGGAACACAUGAAUUGAUCCCACUGACCUACCUCCACACAGACGACUAUCAGUUUAGAAACCCAAGCAACUACCACUAUUAUGGAUCAUUGUGUGGAUAUUUGUUAAGUCAAAACAAAAAGUGGCACACCAGCAGAUGUUCAGAUCAAAGAAAAUUUAUCUGCGAGGGUGAACAAGAGUGCGACGCAGGUGUGUUUGGAGACAACUGUGACCAGGUGUGUCACUGCUACGGGGAAGAGUGCAAAGGGGGACAAGCGUGCAAGUAUGGUUGUGAGCAGGGCUGGAUGGGGCCCUACUGCUGUACACGAAAGCGGAAAGCUGACAUCAUCUACUACUGUGCAAACAGCGCCUCUGACGGUCGCUACCUUCUGGUCAGGAUCAACCCCUUCGGUGUGGCGUACGACAACGUGCAGAUGCUGGACGAGUCAGGGAACGCAGUUCCGUGGUGCAACGGUACAACUUUUCCCCACGAUACACAUGGCACCUACUCCAUUAAGAUCUCUCUUUCUGAUGGCAUUGAAGACAUCAUGGGAUCAACUUGCGCCGGUAAUAAGACUGGAAACAACUCUUUUGAGUGGCUGCUUUCUCUUGAAGAAAAGAGAGGAGUAUUCCUUCCCCUUGACCGCAGAGUGCGCAUGUCGUGUGAUUUCAACAAGGCCGAAUCCAUGGCUAGAGCCCAAAGGCCAGGGAUCUUCCGAGAAAGCAGCGAAACAGAGAAGAAACAUUUAGCUCCACAUUUAGAGAAACCGGCCGACUCCCAGGAAGACGUCGUUCUAGAAGUUUCGGACCCAUUUUCAGGAGAGGCACUGUCAAAAGCUCAAUUGGGCGCCGGUGUUCGACUACAGAUGGCGCUGUCCGUCUCAGCAGGUCUGACGGCCAAAGGUGUGUCGCCGUACAGGUGUGAAGCAAGCAGCGGGGACGGCGAGCACACACAGCAGCUAACGGAUGAUCGCGGGUGUUCAACUUUUAUCGUCUCACCCCUGAGGAGGCAGAAUGCUACGGAGUCAGUGAAGUCGGAGCCCUUCCAGUUAUUUACCUUUCCUGGCUACGACUACAUUGUGAUAACCUGUGCUUUCCAGUUCUGCUUCACUCCCGGUGACCCUUUGUGUGAUGAUCGCUGCAAGACCAAAACAAGACCCACUUACAAAUUCUUCUCAACUCAUUUCAACUGGUCGCGUCAAGGUUACGACGACGAGGGAUUUAAACGCCGGAAGAGAGAUGUCAUCCCACCCCGAAAGGCCAGCACAUUCAUCUACGUCAUCAGAGACGAACAAGCUGCGGGACAACAAGAAGCUCGAACGAUCCUGACUAUGGGACCUGCAGGCUGGUCUCUGCUUGCCGUAGUUGUCGUUGUGUCCUCCGCCUUGGUGUACGUCCUUGUCGCCAAGAAACGUGCUGAUGGUCGCCAUCGUCGCAACGUCAUCGAGCAGCAACGUCAGCAAGCGUCGUUACUCACCACAGGGUCAGAGUCAGCAGAGGAAGGAUCUGCACUUUGACCCUUUGACUCGCCGAUUGCAGGACUGCGACAUAAGGUGUUCCAGAAAAAAUGGCGGUUGUUCACACUGGGUCUGUUUGUCUCCAUAGCUACAAACAGCAGACAGUAGUCAUGGACUAACACAUGGAAUCAAUUGCUGCAUGUAAUUGCAUGUUUGUAUAAACGGAGAUUUCUUUCUACUAAAUUUUUUCUUAAUUGCAAUUAUUUGUGAAAAAAUAAUAAUACAGAAAUAACCGCUCAAACAAGAAGUAAAGACAGAAACACAUUAGACAUGUUCAUGGUCAGGACAGGGUCGCAGUAAAGUCGCUGUUUUCAAAAGAUGCGAUGUGAUAGGAAAAUAUAGACUGUCAGAAGUAACAGUGCAUUACUGCUCAUGAUAUUAGAGCAACUAAAACGAAAAGGAUCGCAAGAGAAAAUUUUUCCACAAAUUAAGAAAUACUUGUAGAAGAUAGACCUAAACACUUUAAAAAAUAUUACAAAUUAAGACAUUCUAUAUGGAAGAUAUCAUUAAACACUUUAAUCCUGCUGCAAAUGCACAAAUACUGUUUUGUCUAUGGCCAUGGAAGUUCUGAUGACGGUUAUAAAGAAAUAAACUUACAAUGAAAUAGAA
Molecule: messenger RNA, 2745 nt
Organism: Pomacea canaliculata
Lineage: Eukaryota; Metazoa; Mollusca; Gastropoda; Architaenioglossa; Ampullariidae
Exons: 12
Coding region: 241-2136 (631 amino acids)
Source: RefSeq, a predicted model, not a curated record